Molecule: messenger RNA, 5998 nt
Organism: Porites lobata
Lineage: Eukaryota; Metazoa; Cnidaria; Anthozoa; Scleractinia; Poritidae
Source: the annotation of a GenBank genome assembly
AUGUGGCAUGCAGAGGGCUCCAGAAAUCUAGUCAUACAGAUAGCAGUAUUUUUGGUUUACAUCUUCUUGGGAGCUGUCAUUUUUCAAGCAUUAGAAUUGCGAAAUGAAGAAGAAGAACGAGAGGCAAUGCUUGUGGCACGAAAUCAAUUCCAAGCAAAGUACAACAUUUCUCAUGAUGAUAUGAAACUCUUCAUUAGCAAAAUCGAAGAGAUUGUUGAUCAUGGUUUUAGCCAAGACUGGGUGAAGCGAUGGACAAUCCUUGGCUCACUUUUCUUCGCUGGAACAGUUGUUACCACAAUAGGUAAGCAACUUAUUUUUCGGAGGUAAUAAAUCUUAUUUUACACGCCAUUGCUUGCCAACAAUUAGAACAGAAGUUCGCCUCAAACAAGGCCGUGCAAGGUCGAUUGAAACGCGCACUGAAUGUCCUCCUCGGUUAGUCUAUUUACCUUAUUACUAAUUGAAAAGUUUCUUCUCAAAUAGAGGACCUUCUUUAUUCUCCUUUAUAACGCAUUAUUUUGUAUUUAAAGUAUUCAUUCAACAGAGGCUUAGCUAAAUGGGUUUUCAAUCAAAGCUAGAAACCCAUUUUAGCGUCUUUUUUGCAUGCACUCAAUGGGGUUUCCUCGUUUUAUUAUAAAAUUUACUUCUUGUAGGAUGUUCAUUUGGCAGAUCACGGUACGAACUUUGUUCCUUAAUAUUCAUCCAAGAAGAAAAAAAUUGGACCCAACAACAACGAAAAAUAAAUUUAAGUUUAAAAAGACCGGUUAAUAAUAUAGACCAGCAAAUAUCAAUAAAUUAAUCUGCAUAUUUUUCCUCCUUUUUUUUCGUAUAAUUAUUUUGGAAAACCAAAUAAUCUAAAAGUAUAUAUGACAGUCUGGGAAAUGUCUCGCAAGUAAAGACCAAAAAAACCUCUCAAUCAAAAUCUAUUGCAGUGCACAGCUGCCCGCGGAAGCUCAGAAAUAAAAUUCAUGGCGUCAAAUAUAUAUAUAUAUAUAUAUAUAUAUAGCGUCUGUCAAAAAGUAAAACAAGAAGCCUAUACCUUUCAGUGCAUAUUGAAGAAAAUAGAUGAAUAUUUGCAGAUAGUUUGGAAAUUCAGAGCCUGACCACAGAACGUAUUUACCAUAACGUAUAGUUGUAGAAUAUUUCGUUAAAUAUUCAGUGCGGCUACUUAAUGGAAAUUGAGAGAUAUAGACUUCUUACGAGGCUUGUUGGAGUCAAUGUGCACGCACACCACUUUACUAAAUGAAAUAUAUUUUAUACCGAACGAAAAUAACAAAUUGAGCAAGGUUUGGCGUCUUCCGCAAAGGAACAAGAUUAAAGUUGUUGUUAUGGAUAUUGGCUCUAGCUAAUUCAAUUAUAUCCACAAUACUCCCCAAUACUUUUCAAUAAGGCCUGAGCUGGGCAAAGUCUCGCGUUAUCGAGAAGUACCUUUCAAUGACCUUUGGGAUUGUGAUUAAUUGGACCAUCUGUCACUAAAUUUAUAUGAAAAUUUAUACGACAGCUCAGAAAAAUACUAUGGCUACCUUAUUAUGGCCGCUUUGUUAUGUCAAACAUUUUCUGUUCAUUCGUUCUCACGGGGAACUCAGUACAGGAUUCAGAAUAGCGUGCUAAUUUUGACAGGUGCGAAAACCAAUGCUGACCGAAUUUUUUGAAAUCUUUCGGAUAUUAGUGACAACCCUGUUCACGCCAAGCCUGUUGUUUAUCCAUUUUCAAAAUUUUUCUCUCAACAUUGGAAUAUAUUAUCAUACGUUAAAAGAAAAAAGAUGACAUAAACGUCAAUAAAUGCGCGAAUACUGGCGUAACGUCCUUCGACAAAACCUAUGCUACUCAAAGGAUUAAUGAAAAUGUUAAAUAAUCUGAAGCGCGCCUUCCUUUCCGCUUAGCGUUUUUUCUCCAUUCUAAAAGCAAAAGCAUCAAUCGACCCUGACAACGAAACGCAGCGAGAACUAAGAUUGUAGAAUUUUAAUUGUUAAGUAACAAAAAUGUUUUGUUUCUAGUAGGAAACUGAAUAUAAGAUAUUUUAACAAAUAAGCUACAUACAAUUUUUACAAUUCAGAGCUGAAUUGAAUUCAGUGAUGAGAGAUACGACGGAUAAAUUUCUUGGAAUUCCCAACGAGUUAAAGUAACUUCAUAUUUUUAAAGCAUCUUUUUUAAAGAUCAAGUAACCGUGAUUGCUAAAUUAAGAGCUACUAUUGCAUCACAGUUCGGAAGCAUAGGAGCCCACUCUAAUGGUGUCCUCCCAAAGUUGUGGACUAGAUUGUAUGAACACACUUGUAAUGUUCGAAUCCCUUUGAAGACAUUCUUUUUGGGGAUUCUUAGGGACUCAUUUCUUCUUUUAAUUUCGCUGAUGAUUAAAUUAAAGGCCGAGAAAAACAGGAGGAAUUGCAGAUGCUCUUUAAAUCAGAGAACCCCCGCCAUGUUUACUCUAUUCAUACCCAGGAAAACGCCUCGAUGUGCUAAAAGAUAUAUAAGUAACAAAGAAAAAAACAAAAAAGCGUGACGCAUACGAAACCCCAUCAUUGCCCUAUUUUCACGCUUCUUUCAAAAACGGAGACAACUGUUUUUCGUCAUCUCAUAUUUAUUUAUCCUUUUUUACCAGCAAGGACGACGAAAGCUCAAUGGACAAGGGGAAACCCCUAUCGACUGGUGACAAAUAGCAUGUCUGUUAAUAUCAAACCUGAAUUUGACAAAUCUCAGUCUCAGCUGGAAAAUGAUGUUACAAACACAUUAACUUUUAUUCGUUUUCCAUUUAUUGCACGUUUUUACUAUUCAUCUGUGAUCGUUAAAUCAAAGAAAAUGAUGAAUAUCGAAUGUGGGCGGAAAAUAGUUCAGUAAUAUAAUUUUAUUUCAAUCAAUAUAAUUUUAGGCUGCUAGAAGGAUCGAGAUGAUUUUUUUUUUAUUAAGUCUCUUUUUUUGAAGUUUCUUUUGUUGGUGUUACGUAAUAGCAAAGGAAGCCGUCCUUUCAAAUAAAAGGGCCAAAAAAUGGUUUGGGAAGUUCCCACAUGGAUAAUUAACAAUUUAUUAUUCCUCGAGCCGGAAUGCGCUCUGAGUCAAUUGACUCAGAGGCCAUGAGGGCGAGAGGAAUAAUUGUUUUAGUCAAAUCCAACUAGUUGGUCGAUUAUGUUAAGACAAAACAACUUAAGCUAGCAAAACGCGAUUCAGCCGCCAUUGUUUUGGUUUUCAAAGCCGGCGCUUUUCGCUGCUAGUGGGCUAUAACAUAUAGCUUAGUAGUAGCUCAACCAAUCAGAACGCAGCAUUGAUAAUAGACCAAAAGUUGAUUUUACUAAUGGCAGAUUUUUCGCGCGCGAUUUUAUCAGAAUGAUCUGUUGACCGCCUUUUUCAGGAGGUAGUGUCGACCAGUGGUAAUCGCGUUCGACUCAAGAUUUGGCUGCCCCGAGUCCGAGUCCCAGUCCCAUUCUGACCACAUGAUAGAAUAGGGACCUUACGAAACAACGACAACGGUAACUCUGCACGUGCAUCACGCUUUUUUCUACAUUUCUUCGGCGUCCGUGCACGACUACGACGUGAAAUGACCAAAUUUUAAGUUUUUUGUUAGAGGACGGGUACGGCAAGGCGAUAAUUUCUACCAUCUCUGUCUGAACUUGGGCAUUGCCCUCUCUCUUCAGCGCCAACAUUAAUUCCCUUCUUUUAAAUAACUGGGCGACUCUGAAAAAUCGCGAAAUGGUUUGAAAGAAUGCGGAGUCUAUUUUUCAGGGACGUUUUCAUGGACGUCGCCGUUGUCGGAUCGUAAGGACCUUAAUAUGCACGCGGAAAACGGGUGUUACUAAACCUAGGAACGGAAAGCGGGGAACAAGCAUGGGAAACGGGAAAAUGAAAAAUAGGAAAAUAAAACCAACCUUGAACCCUAGCCCUAUCAGCAAUUUCAUUUUCCAAUUCUCUGUUUUGUUCCCAUCUUUCAUUUUCCCGUUCCCCGCGUUCGUUCCCCGCUUUAGUAACAUCCCACGGAAAACACUUUGUAGAACAAGGAAAUUUAACGCACCUCUCUUGGCCUCCAAAAUACUGCAUCCCAUGGCCACACAUCGUCGCGAAAAUUAUUAAGAUAAUCCUGGAAUCCCUCUAUCAUUUCGCAGUCCUCCAUGCCGGACAAGUCUACAACUGUAACAAGACUGGACACUCUUCAAGUGCUCGCACUUGUCGCUUUCUCUCAAGUCUCUGUGAAAGAAAAAGGAAAAAAACAGGAAAUGAAACCUCUAGAAUAGUUCAAUUAGGCGGAUAUGGAUAGCACAAAACGCGUUCCUUCUUUUGAAUUACAAAGACGUUCUUGUUUUAUCAAUGCUUUCGUUUAAGAAUUUUUCAUUUUCAUAACUAUCCCUACAUCUUCCCUCGAAGUUACUAGAAACUUUUUCUCUGACUUGUCUCACCGAUAUGACGUUCGAACACUUCCUUGAUGUGCCUGACCUGUCCGACCAUCCCGCGAGUCUGCACAGGGUGGCCGCAGAUUCUCUUGGAAAUAGUCCAUUGUUAUUAAUACAUUCAUCUAUUACAAAUUCCCUACAUUCCCUUUGUAAAAGAUGAAAAGUCGAAGGUAGAUUCUGCUUGAGGUAGUUGUUUUCCGGUCGAUAGCGAUAUAUAACAAUUAUUCACCGAAGUGGAGGUGGCUAGUCCUGGAUUUUUACCGAACUGCGAAGCAGUGAGGUAAAUAUCCACGACUAGCCACCGACACUGAGGUGAAUAAUUGUUUUAGUAUAUACUAAAACAGUGAGAUAAUUGAGCACAAAAAUGACGAUUUUUAACUCAAAUACUGUUGUCAACUAUUACAAUUUUGGUGCGUAAUGACCGGGUGGCUGCGGCCGUCGCUUUUUCUUGCCGACAAUUAAAACUUUUGAAGGCAUUUGUUUAGCUCUUGCGGGGAAAUUUCUUCAAAAGGAGUUGUGAAUUCUUUUUGUAUUUAAAAUCAUUCUAUAAAAAAAGAUUAUUAAAUUUAGUUUUAAGCUUAUUUAUGAACAACUCAACUAAAUAAAGUAAGCAAGACUUUACUUAAUUUGCAUUCGUAAACAAAAACUUUUUCACCGGUUUCAUCGAUAAAUUCGUGUCAAAAAUACAAAGCUUUACCUGUUAAAACUUCCAAUCCGAACUUCGUCACCUUCUUCGUGUAUUUCGGAAACAGCUUGCUUGAUUAGUUGUGAAAGUUCUUUGUUUGUUUACGGCAGCAAACCAGGAAAGCAUUUUGCUCGCAACUUACGCGAGUUUGGCUAGAUAUAGUCUCGUCAUUAUCUUCAACGGUCACUUAAGAUCACUUUUGAAAAUGUAUGUACGAAACGUCAAGUUUCUAAAAAUGUGAAAGCUCACAAUGUUUAUCACCGCUGUUUGUGUUUUAUUUUAUGUAACCUCUUUGUUUUUCUUGCCCCAACUGCGUCGAUUACCAUAGGUGUUUUUGUCCCAUGUGACCGUGCCCAUUCAUGAUGCUACAGAAAUUCAAUCGUUCAAAAGUAACUGCCUGUUUUUAUUAUUAGGUUACGGUCACGUGACUCCAUGCACCGACGGAGGUCGCAUAUUUUGCAUUCUGUAUGCCUUGGUUGGAAUACCAUUGACAUGGUUAAUGCUGUCAACGCUGGCACAACACAUUAACCAUUGGAUAGGCCUCGCACUAAAGUGUUGUCACGAGCGGGUCCUCAAACGGAAACCAUCGAGAAUUGAAAUUAAAUCAGCUGCCAUUACACUGAUGAUAAGUGUCUUGAUGAUUUUAACUAUUGCCUUGUUCGGCUGUUACCUGGAAGGAUGGCGUUAUAUAGAUGGGGUAUAUUUCGGCUUUAUAACCCUGACAACCAUUGGCUUUGGAGACUUUGUCCCGCUGCACCCGUCCCCUAAUCGGGAUCCCGAGGGUUAUACUGCACACGUGUUGGUGUUCACGAUCACGAGCAUUAUCUACUUCACAAUUGGAUUGGCUGUUGUGUCAAGUGUAUUGCUGUCGAUCAGGAAUGCUAUGGAGGAAAGGUCAUUAAGCGGAUUUCACGUUCUCAAAGAUGAUGGAGAUGACUAG